CAGUCUCCCCUCUCCCUUGGAUCAUACAGUUUCAAAUCACUUUUUCAACUUUUUUUUUCCCUUCCAAAUCUUUUCUCCUUGCUAAAGCAUCCGGGGUCAGCUCCUCACAUUCCCCCCUCCCCCUUUCCCACCCCUAACUUCAGCCUUUCGAGACACAUGAUUUAAGAAAAAUCUUGAACUUCCAAAAUGUCAUUGAGAGUCCUGGUCAUGUUAUUUUUUAUAUUUGUGGUGCAAAGCACACCAGAGUUGUGUAUUUUCCGGGGUUAUAUCGCUGCACUUGAAGGUGAACCUUAUCACUUGAGAUGCUGCCUUUCUACUGAUCAUUAUCAAAGAAAUCAUAUUGUCAGAUGGUCAAAACACUAUGGACCAAAUAGAACAGUGGCUGUGAACUCAAGUGACAGAAUCAUUUUUAAGGAUGAUGCUAUAGAAUUUUGGCCAAUUAAAAUGACUGAUGAAGGAACGUACUCUUGUGCAGUAGGAAACCAAGAACAUCAAUGGAAUAUAAUUGUCACUAAAAGAAGUGAGCAUGAUUGUUUUCAUCCAAAUUAUUUAAUUACUAGAGAAGUAGAAGUUGCGAAAUCCUUAAGCAUAAACUGUACCCAUGAUUACUACCAAAAAGUGGCCUAUAAUAUAUCUUUAUUUAAGGACUGUUCUCCAGUUCCAGGAAAUCACAAAACAUAUAUUCUGAAGAAUGCUGUGUUGAAUGAUACUGGAAAUUAUACCUGUAUAUUUUUCCUUUAUAAAAAUGGAAGAUCAUUUAAUGUCACUAAAACUUUCAGUGUAAAAAUAAAAGAUAGCCAAGAUAAAAUAUCAACACUCUAUGGGAACAGCAUUAAUUAUGUUGAAGCUGAAUUAGGGAAAGAGAAAAUACUCAACUGUACUGCUUUAUUGAUGGAUUCUUCUGACAUGAUUUACUGGGAUAAGGAGCCCAAUAAUGCUACUAAUAUUAUAAUAGAUAAAAAGAAGUCAACACCCAGUAAUUCAAGUGGCAUGCUAUAUGUUUCCAACUUAUUGAAGAUUAAACCUGUCAAAGAAGAAAAUUUGAAUGUUUGGUAUAACUGUACCUUGAUAACUACUAGGGAUCCUGAGACCAUACAUUUCUUUUUGAAGAAGAAAGAAGGUCCUGCUGAUGUUUCCAGACACAUCUUCAUUAUUGUCCUUGUGUCUUCAGCUGCAAUCAUCUUCCUAGUGAUUAUGUGUAUUAUUUAUAGAGUUGAUAUAAUGUUAUGUUAUAGGGACCUAAUUAGAAGAGAUGAGACUUUAACAGAUGGAAAAGAAUAUGAUGCAUUUGUGUCUUACCUGAAAGACUGCCGACCAGAUAAUGGAGAUGAGCACAAGUUUGCUUUAGAGAUUUUACCUGGAGCCUUAGAAAAACAUUUUGGUUAUAAAUUAUGUAUUUUUGAAAGGGAUAUAAUUCCUGGAGGAGCUAUUGUUGAUGACAUCGAUUCAUUAAUUAAAAAAAGCAGAAGGCUAAUCAUUGUCCUGAGUGAAAAUUACAUGUCUGAUAAGGUCAGAUAUGAACUUGAAAGUGGACUCCAUGAAGCACUUGUGGAAAGAAAAAUUAAAAUAAUCUUAAUCGAAUUCACACCUAUUAGCAACUUUACAUUCUUGCCACAAUCCUUGAAGCUUCUGAAAUCUCACAGGAUUUUAAAGUGGAAAGCAGAUAAGUCUCUUCCUUACAACUCAAGAUUUUGGAAGAAUCUUCGAUACUUGAUGCCCGCCAAAACUGCCAAGUCAAUUGUUUUUUCUUCACAUCCUUUGAGAAAUGAAUCAUUGCCUGUCCUUUCAAAGGUUUAGUCCUCAAGAUGACCAAGUCAAGUGACUGAUUAUAAAAACGUCAUGUAAUGAUGAUCUGUACUUCACUUCUUUCUAGCAAUCUGUUCAUUUAAAAUAAACCUUAUUUUGGAAUUGGUA
This is a messenger RNA of Sarcophilus harrisii (Tasmanian devil), 1914 nucleotides long. It is a transcript of the gene IL18R1, whose product is annotated as interleukin 18 receptor 1. Bases 187 to 1797 code for a protein of 536 amino acids. Gene Ontology annotation, biological process: interleukin-18-mediated signaling pathway; positive regulation of type II interferon production. Gene Ontology annotation, molecular function: interleukin-18 binding; interleukin-18 receptor activity. NCBI's taxonomy places the organism in Eukaryota, Metazoa, Chordata, Mammalia, Dasyuromorphia, Dasyuridae. The record is from RefSeq and is a predicted model, not a curated record. The transcript has 11 exons.